AUGGACAAUCGCCUGCAUCGGAAUGCAGUAGACCGACUAUCUUCUGAGGUUGGCUUAUUCUACACCCAGAAAAUCCCCUUCAAGAUAUUUCAUGGCUACACACAUUCGACCCGCAAGAGUCCGUGCGAGAGAAGCCGUAUUGUUGAUACAAGCAGUCUCUGCCAUGUGCUUGAGAUCAACACUGAGCACAAAACUGCUCUUGUCGAACCUAAUGUAUCAAUUGGACAGCUUGUCAGAGAAACCCUCAAGCUCGGUCUCAUACCGCUUGUUGUGCCAGAAUUUCCAGACAUAACCAUUGGCGGAGGUUUUGCCGGAACAGCAGGAGAGAGCAGCUCUUUCAAAUAUGGAUUUCUUCACGAUACCGUGAACUGGAUCGAGAUUGUCAUUCCUAACGGACAAGUCCUAAUAGCGUCAGACACAACUCAUCGAGACCUAUUUCAUGGUGUCAAAGGCACCUUUGGAACCCUUGGAGUGACCACCUUAUUAGAAAUCAGAUUGACCGAAUCCACAUCGCUUGUUCAGCUCACGUAUCAUAAAGUGCACAGUAUCGAAGAGCUUGUCCUCAAUCUUCGCGGAUGCAUCUCCGAAUCUUCGAAUGACUUUGUUGACGCAAUUCAGUACGGUAGGGAGGACGGUGUCAUUGUCACAGCGCAGCUCACCAAUGAUGUACAGCAAGAUACGCCUAUUCGACGAUUUCUUCGGCCCCAGGAUGAGUGGUACUACCUCCAUGUUCAGGAUAUCCUUAAGACAGACUCGGUUACGUAUACAGAAGCUGUGCCGGUCACAGACUAUUUCUUCCGCUACGACCGUGGUGCGUUUUGGACUGGAAGGUACGUUUUCACGUACUUUGCAGUUCCGUUUUUACGGACACUCCGGACAUCUUUGGAUUCGGUCAUGCAUACUAAGAUACUUUACCACGGCUUGCACGAAAAUGGCAUGGCAAAGGACAACAUCAUCCAAGAUGUUGCCAUACCAAUCGCAAAAGCUGUAGAUUUCCUACAAUGGCUUGACCUCCGUUACGGUAUCUAUCCACUUUGGAUUUGCCCCAUAAGGAAGAGCAGGUAUGCUGCCUUCUACCCAAUGGUCAAUAGUGCUGUUACUAGCAGCAAACAAGUACAACUCCCUUGCGCGCUUUCCGUCCAUCAUACGGCCAAGGAGAUCGAGGUCGAGCAUCCCCACGAAGAGAUGCUCCUAAGCAUAGGAGUCUGGGGGCCAAGACUUCCAUUCCCUAAACUUUUCGUCGCUGAGAACCGUGUGUUGGAGAAGGAAGUCAAGGAUAUGGGAGGUAUGAAAUGGCUCUAUGCGCAUAACCAUUACAGUAAAGACGAGUUUUGGAGUAUCUACGACAAGGAGUUGUAUGAUGAUAUCCGUCGCAAAUACCAUGCUGAGUAUCUGCCGUCGGUUUUUGAAAAGACAAGGUACGACUGGGAUGCCGAUCGGCGUGCGAUUCAAGCAUCUUGGCUACGCUGGCUGUUUAGCUUUCGAGUACCUGCUUGCGAAAUGAAGCUUUAUCGUGAUUACUAUGACGGAGUGAUCGUGAAGUGGCAGUCCCGGCAGCCUGGUGCAUAA
Molecule: messenger RNA, 1569 nt
Organism: Bacidia gigantensis
Lineage: Eukaryota; Fungi; Ascomycota; Lecanoromycetes; Lecanorales; Ramalinaceae
Exons: 2
Coding region: 1-1569 (522 amino acids)
Biological process (GO): steroid metabolic process
Cellular component (GO): cytoplasm; membrane
Molecular function (GO): FAD binding; Delta24(24-1) sterol reductase activity
Source: RefSeq, a predicted model, not a curated record